Messenger RNA from Talaromyces proteolyticus, 2385 nucleotides. RefSeq lists its product as uncharacterized. Bases 1 to 2385 code for a protein of 794 amino acids. The transcript has 3 exons. The record is from RefSeq and is a predicted model, not a curated record. NCBI's taxonomy places the organism in Eukaryota, Fungi, Ascomycota, Eurotiomycetes, Eurotiales, Trichocomaceae.
AUGGCACGCCGCUAUGAGAUUGAAGAGCUCUUGUGGCUGCGCAAUUCGCCCCUUGUCACAAAGCCCGAUAAAUUGCCUCCAGCGGAGGAAUGGAUGGGACCUAUCCCAGACCCAGCAACACGACGACCAACAAACGGCCGAGAUCAGGCCCAGAAUGAAAACUCAACCAGAAGACCAAGUCUAUUCGAAACGCCACGACAUAUCUCCAGAAACUCAAAUUCAGAGGACAUAGUCUUAGGACCCCCCAAAACCGCAUUUUCCUCGGCGACGCGAAUGUUUGGAAAAGGGUCAAUUGAUGCGACUGAUCGAACCCAACGCUUCAAUGACUCAGAUGAAGCAAAAAACGAUCGCUUCAAUUUCAGAGACAAAUUCUUGAAGGACAGAGAAGGAACAGACCGCGAACUUGACAGACGCGAAAACAAGUACGGAGGGCCUCAUAGCCGUCGAAAUGAGAGAGAGGAUUGGAAUGCCGGGCGGCCACGUCGUACAUUUAACCAAGACGAGCAGGACCAGAAGCCUAAGCGCAAUGGUGACGCCGGCCGGUGGGAUGGACGAGACAAACCUGAUGAGUUGGUUUUGGGGCGGAAAGAUAAGGAUGGACGCUUUGCCGGGCGAGAAGGUCUCCCUAGAGGGAGACACGAGAAAAGCUGGUUUCGUGACGAAAAUGCGCCUGAAACUGGCGAGCUAGAGGAUGAAAAACCAUUCAUGCGAAGCCGAGAAUGGCGACGUGAUCGGCAGACCACUGAACGAGACUGGAAUAAAGGUGCCAGAUUUGAUCAGGAUCCGGAAUGGAUGGAUUCUACAGACCGUGAUGAGCCCAAACAAACCCAAACACAUACACAAGAGGACUUUCAACGAUGGAAAGAAAGAAUGAAAGCCGGCUCCGCGCCACCGGUUCCAUUAGAAGAGAAGACUGGAAUUGCUCUUGAGGAAGUUGCUCCUGAGGAUCAGAAGACGGAAGCGAGUCGUCUGGAUGGCGAAUUGUUCGCUGCGAAUAAGCACCACCUGCCCAUGGACACGGGUUUCGAAAAAUUUUUUGGCCUGUUAGGUGACGCAAAACAUACACCCCAGGAGGUUGCGACAACCGGGCCCGGGGAAUCUAUCAAGACAGACCCAGGCUCGUCAAAAGCCUCAAAAUCAUCCAGAUUCGCUACCCUUUUUAGUCCACCUCCCGAGAGCUCAGUCAAACAGCCUGAACCUAUUGCACUCGAGAAAACUCAACCCGAUCGUCCAGUAUCCACCGACGCCGACCAGGAGGGCUUUCAGCGCAUCCUUCAAAUGCUUGGAGGCAGAAAAUCUCGCAACAGCACUCCUCAGAUGGACAGUACUCAAUCGUCUCGGCCACCAUCCUACGCACAUCCUGACAACCGGCCAACACCCCCCCCGGGCCUAUCAUCCCCAUCUAGGGACACAUUAAACCAGCAGCAACACGAGUUCAUGGCAGCCCAAGAAGGUGUGGCUCCACGUGCUCUUCAUCCCCCUCCUGGGAUGGAAGCCAUGCUUCCAAAUCGGGAUCCACAGACAAUGUUCCGCGACCGCGACAACCUCCUACGUUUAAUGCAACAAGUCAAAGUAUCACCUACACCAGGACAACACGGAAACCCGGGGCUUCCAUCGGGGCUGCCGGCGGGACUGUCAUCUCAAGGCGGCCCUACUCCUGGUAUUCUGAAUGUUCCCGAUCUACUUUCGCGACCGCAGGGUAUGCAAAAAGUGCCUCGCAAUCAACCCUUCCUAGACGACCCUGCUAUUGCCAACAUGCAGCGAACCGAAGUUGAAUUGCACGAGCCAUCAAGGCGACCAGUCAACGGUCUUCCAGUGGGAUAUUUCGACGAAAUUCCAUACCCCGGCGCUCCACAGGGUGGACAGGGCUCUACACGACCAGCUGCUGGUGGCAGAGGACCUCCUCCCAUGGGACUCCAACGACCUCCUGGAUUCGAGCAGAUGCCACCACCACCACCUCCUCCUCCGGGCUGGGCAGGCCAACUCCCCCCUCAACAACCGACUCCAAAUAGAGGCAUGAACCCGAACUUUCUCAACGGGCCAAUGCCUCCUCAUAUGCAUGGAAAUAUGCCACCACCACCACCUCACAACGAGCGCCCGCCCUUCCUUCGAGGCAUCAGCGGCAACGCAUCCGGGAACACCUUCGGCCCUCCUCCCGGUAUGAUGCCUCCCCCAGGCUACGGUCCUCCCCCCCCAUCUGGAUUUCCGCCAAUGCCUCCUCAUAACCCCGAGGCCAUGCUAAACAUCAGCCAACACCAACAACAACAAGGGGCAGGAUCUUCUGGACCGCCGCCAUCCUCACGACAUCUCCUGGACAUGUUCGCCCAAGCCAAUGGCGGCGAUGCCCGAGGCGCAAUGCUCGGCGGUCCCGGUCUAUAUCGCUAA